CACCAUUCCAUUUGGCAGCGACAGGAAACAGGGAACAAACUUCAGAGCGCACUAGUACUAUUACGAUGUAAAUUAAGUUGGACCUCAACUACCAUUUUAGGCCAUGGUCAAAUACAGUGCCUACCAGAGAGGGGGCUCGAUGGGAAAUUACAUGUUGACAUGCAUGGUCUAUAAUAGAAUUAUGAUUAUGGCGUCAACGGGUCCCGUCGGGGUCCGAUCUAUUCUACGCAAAUGCAACUGUGCUCCUAGCGAGAUGCUCUGUCUCCAGGAUGUCAGAAGCGAACUGGUGAUAGAUAUGGGGCAUGAUAUACUAAGUACUGCGAUAUCAUCUCCGCGAGGCCCGGUCUUUAUGGGUCCCGCGCAUGGCGUUUCCAGAGAGAUCCCCUCGUCGAUCCAGGUACCACAAUGCUACGUCGAGCUCAUUUCUGGGCCCCUGCGUCAUAAGUCUUUCGAUAUCGAUGGAUUUCACUCCAGAUCCAUCGCUGGUGCAACUUUGCCGCAAGGGUCAACACAGUCCCGCGUCGCUCGGCCGGAUGGCUUCGCAGUAGGCCACCAAGACUCAGAUGUGUGACAUUUGCCAAAAAAGCAUGUACGAAGCGUGUGGCUAUGGCACAAUCAUAAUAUGCGUAUGACAUUGGUCAGGUUCCAGACCAUCCAG
Messenger RNA from Ilyonectria robusta, 658 nucleotides. RefSeq lists its product as uncharacterized. Bases 104 to 571 code for a protein of 155 amino acids. The record is from RefSeq and is a predicted model, not a curated record. Lineage: Eukaryota; Fungi; Ascomycota; Sordariomycetes; Hypocreales; Nectriaceae. The transcript is spliced from 2 exons.